Molecule: messenger RNA, 1453 nt
Organism: Aaosphaeria arxii CBS 175.79
Lineage: Eukaryota; Fungi; Ascomycota; Dothideomycetes; Pleosporales
Product: putative short-chain dehydrogenase
Exons: 1
Coding region: 372-1346 (324 amino acids)
Source: RefSeq, a predicted model, not a curated record
ACGCUUCAUCACUUCCUCCAUUUACAAUCUCUCAUCUCUCCUUCUCAAAUCCUUCAAUCUCCAUUCCUUGUCCGUAUCCGUACUCUUCUCUCCUCCUGUCUAGCCUCCCUAGAUUCGCAAUCACACAGCGGCACAGCCCUCAUCACUUGCAAAUAAAUUCAACAGCAGCCUCGUCUCUCUCCAGUUAUUCCGAUCCUGCAUUAACUCGCACAUCACAUUCCGUCUUACUCUCUACCCCCGAUCCCCACACCAGCUGAUUACCCCGAACAAAGCCUUUCCUCUUUCUACCCCUCUUAGCUUCCAACCUUCCAAUCUACCUACUAUCACUCCUCAACUUCAAAUCAAACAAUCGCACAUUCUCGCUCAACACAAUGGGUUUCCUCUACAGCCAAUUCUUCAAGACUCCCCCUUACCCCAAGGGCGAUCUCACCGGAAAGACCGUUGUCGUCACCGGCAGCAAUGUUGGUCUCGGUAAAGAAGCUGCCCGCCAUGUCGCUCGCUUGGGCGCCAGCAGGCUCAUUCUAGCGGUGCGCAGCCUCGACAAAGGCCAUGCAGCCAAGCAAGAUAUCUCACAAUCCACCGGUCUCAAGAACAUUGAGGUCUGGAAACUCGACAUGGCCAACUACAAGAGCAUUCAGGCUUUCGCGAAACAAUGCGAAGCUGAGUUGGAUCGUCUCGACAUCUUCAUCGCAAACGCGGGUGUUGUCCGCGCUGAAUGGCACGAGGCUGAAGGCCAGGAAGAGGGAAUGACCGUCAACGUCACCGGAUCUUUCCUCCUUUUGGGCCUCAUCUUGCCAAAGAUGAAAGAGACAGCCGCCAAGUACAACACACGUCCCGUAUUCACGACCACAGGAUCCGCAGCCUACGACCACACUACCUUCCCCCAGAGAGCCGCAGCCGAUGGCGAGAUUCUUGCCAAGUGCUCCGACAGGGCUUUCGCAGAGAAGCACUGGGAUCAGCAGUACCCCGUCUCUAAGCUCGUUCAGCUGUGGGGUAUCCGCCAGAUUGGUGAACACCAUCCCGCCAGUGAAUUCCCAGUCACGAUCAAUGUUACCAACCCUGGACUCUGCCACUCCGAGCUUUCCCGCGACAUGAACAGCUGGGGCUUCUGGCUGUUCAAGCUCAUUGUUGCGCGAUCCACCGAGGUUGGCAGCAGGACACUGCUCGCUGGCGCACUUGCUGGCCCAGAGAGCCACGGAGAGUACCUCAGUGACGGAUACGUCGAGGAGCCCACCGAAUUGGUUACCGGUAAGGCUGGCCGCGAGGCACAAGCACGUGUUGCUACCGAGAUCAUCAGGCAGAUCGACUCGAUCGUCCCUGGUGUCUCCAAGAACUUCCGAAACUGAGCGUGUAUGAAUUAGCGGGCUGGUCAUUGGGCUAUGGCGGUGUUACGAUUAGAAAUGGGCACAUUAAUUAGAUAUGACAUGAAUUCCAAACUUUUUUGAACCUUCAA